AUGGCUUCCGAAAAUACUCAAAACGUGAAGUUCAACGAAGCCAAAGAGCAAAGAAGGAUCCGAGAGUUGACGCGGUUCAAGAAUGAUUCUGGGCAUUCGUUUGCGGAAGAUAUUACCGAAGACUUGCUCAAUGCCUUGCACAAACUUGUCAACAAAGAGUACCCUUCAAGUGUUGAGGAAAAGGAUACACCGUACCCAUUGGAAUGGGUUGAAAGCAAGCGAACACUCACAAGCGCGCUUAAUAAGUUUAAACGCUACGCCGAGUCCAAAGACAAAGCACUGGUCGAAGAUGUGAGCAUGAGCGGUGCAGACACUGCUAGUGCCGGCGGGACCCCGAGCAGCUCUGGUAGCGAAAGGGGCCCCGCGGAGACUUCUCGCACAACUCCCGACAGCAGUGUGCCGCCCUCGAAGGAGGGCGGCGCAACCCCAUCGUCGGCACCAACAGAUACAACCCCCCCGGUGGCGUCACCAGAGGAUACAGCAGCCCCGGCAGCCUCAAAUGAGCAGACUAAUCCAAUCAAAAGGGAGGGUGAAGCACGACCACCAACACCAGGGGAUGCACCCCCCGCACCGCCAUCUUCCAACAGCAGAAGAACCCCAGCACCAAGGGAUGCACCUCACUCGCCGCCACCCUUAAACAGAAGUACCCCAGCACCAGGCGAUGCACCCCCCGCACCGCCAUCUUCCAACAGCAGAAGGACCCCAGCACCAAGGGAUGCACCUCACUCACCGCCACCCUUAAACAGAAGUAGCCCAUCACCAGGGUCCGCUGCUGAGGACCAUGAGUUGCGACGUGCCCUAUGCCCACAAACCGAGCACAUCAUAGGACAGAAAUUGUCUCGGCCUGGGUGGCAGGCUCUGAUCAGCGAGUGUAAGUGGUAUGGGUGUGACUUCAUGGACGUGCUAUUCCGCCUGGAGUUUCACUGUAAACACGAGAAGACAAAGCCAACGUCCGAAAGCCUACUGCAGUUUGCACGCGGAUGGAUGGAGAAGUGCCCGGGGGCACUACAGGAGCUAGAGGUGAGCUUCUACGGCGAUGCAGACCUGUACGAGGCGUAUCAUGGAUACCGCACAUCACACCCCCGAACCACCCCGCGCCGUGACUCUCCCAGCCACCACAGCCGCUUGGGCUCUCCCGGCAACGACAUUGGUUUGGCGACCCUGAAUGGAGCCAGGGAACAAAGCGUGUUCAGCAAUAACCCUGAGAGAGAUAGAGAAGAGAUUGCAUCCCAGAGUCAUAUGGCGGAGGAAAGCCCUGGCUGGGAUAAGAUAGUGCUGGCGAAUGACCCGGAUGUUGAACGAGACCCUGGCAAUAGCCAACCUGUUGAAGGCAAGAUAGUGAUGUCUUGCGGGUGGUAUCUGGACGUCGCUCUGCCGAUUCUUCUGCAUCCGCAAGACCCAACCAAGGAGAGACAUAUCUUGGUCUUACGUUCAGAUUACGCAGAUGAGGGAGCCCGAUUCGAAUCUACACAAGCCGGCAACGCGAUGACCCUCAGGACCUCAGACAGGAAGAGCCUGAUUGGUUGCAUGUGGAACGACUUAACCAUCCUGUCCAUCUCGAGCGCUUUCCAAAAGAAUAAAUAUACCUUCCCUAUCACGUUUAGCUCGGGCUACAUAACACGUGAAGGACCAAGCAUACCUAGGGCCUGGACUAGGUCCACGUUCAUUAACAUGUUUGGCCGAAGUUUUAUAGAUGAGCAAGUUAAUGAAAGGCGAACAAUGGUCGGGCAGAAGCCAAUCACCACGAAGCCUAAAUUGCGGUUUGUUGGCGAAUGA
Messenger RNA from Anthostomella pinea, 1776 nucleotides. NCBI's taxonomy places the organism in Eukaryota, Fungi, Ascomycota, Sordariomycetes, Xylariales, Xylariaceae. The record is from the annotation of a GenBank genome assembly.